Fusarium coffeatum is the source of this 378-nucleotide messenger RNA. RefSeq lists its product as uncharacterized. The record is from RefSeq and is a predicted model, not a curated record. Bases 1 to 378 code for a protein of 125 amino acids. The transcript is spliced from 2 exons. NCBI's taxonomy places the organism in Eukaryota, Fungi, Ascomycota, Sordariomycetes, Hypocreales, Nectriaceae.
AUGGAAGGCUCAAGUGCUUCCGCAGCCGAUGAUGCUCCCGAAGACGGCCGCCAGGACCUCGCGCAGCAAAGCGACUCUCUUCAAAUGCUUAUCAAGGCAGAAGGCCAAGUCCCGUUUCAGCACGUCUUGAUGUGGAGUACCGGAGAAGAAGAAAGGCUCAAUACUAGCCUCGCCAGUCUUCCCUGUCUUCGCAAGGAUAUGAAGCGCUCUGACGCGCAGAAGACCCCGAUCACUUCAGUGGCGCCUGUCGGUGGCCCUGAUCUUCCGCCCUUCUCUGGCGCUUGCGAAGUGAGGGACGGGGUCUGCACUGAAGAAGAGUCUGAUGGCGGUUCUCUUCUUCCUGCGCCCCAUCCUGGUCUGCCAUCUAGCCCAGCCUAG